Cervus elaphus (red deer) is the source of this 1697-nucleotide messenger RNA. It is a transcript of the gene FBXO6, whose product is annotated as F-box protein 6. Gene Ontology annotation, cellular component: cytoplasm; endoplasmic reticulum quality control compartment; SCF ubiquitin ligase complex. NCBI's taxonomy places the organism in Eukaryota, Metazoa, Chordata, Mammalia, Artiodactyla, Cervidae. The coding region runs from base 657 to 1454 and encodes 265 amino acids. The record is from RefSeq and is a predicted model, not a curated record. The transcript is spliced from 8 exons. Gene Ontology annotation, molecular function: ubiquitin protein ligase activity; protein binding. Gene Ontology annotation, biological process: SCF-dependent proteasomal ubiquitin-dependent protein catabolic process; glycoprotein catabolic process.
AUCUGUGGGGUCGCACAGAGUCAGACACGACUGACACAACUUAGCAGCAGCAGCAGCCCAAGGGACCAGGGGACUGUAGGAGCCAGGCUUGAGGCCAGAGUUUCAACAGUCUUUGUCCAGGCGGGGGCCCACCUCCCUCCCUGCAUCCAGGAAACCAGGGUAGAGGUCUAGGGAGUGGCCCCGCAGGCCAGGGGCUAGGUCAGGAGGACUCUGGCUUCCCAGAGGGAGGAGGAAGCAGAGAGAAGGUUAACUUUUCACGGAGGUUUCCACAGAGGUUUCACGGAGAUCCAGGGAAGACCUUCCAACAACUCCAAGGCUGCUGAGCAAACAAGUGCCGCAACUCAUAGAAUCCACUGGGCUCAUUACUUUCUUGCCAACCUGGCAGUUUGAGGUGUGUUCUUGGGAGAUGAAGACCUUAAGUAUCACACCUUUCAAUCUAGAGAUUUCAUCUAUUGGAGAAGACACCUCAAGAAGGACUCUCUUCAGCCUCCCUGGAAAGGCCCCAACUGCUGCUAACCUCCCCUUGUGCUGCCAAACUCCAGAGAACAGACUCUUGGAUUCAUGUAACGCAUCUAAAGAAAGCACCAGACCCUGACUGGACCUGCACACCAUCUGGUGACCUGAAGGCCUGUGUGUACACCUCAUCCCCCGCAGCCAUGGCCCUGGUCAGCAUCAACCAGCUGCCUGAGAACAUCCUGCUGGAGGUGUUCACGCACGUGCCCGCCCGCCAGCUGCUGCAGAACUGCCGCCCCGUGUGCUGCCUCUGGCGCGACCUCAUUGACCUCGUGUCCCUCUGGAAGCGCAAGUGCCUGCGGGAGGGCUACGUCACCGAGGACUGGGACCAGCCUGUGGCCGACUGGAAGGUCUUCUACUUUCUGUGCAGUCUCCGCAGGAACCUGCUGCGCAACCCGUGUGCUGAAGAGGAUAUGAGAUCCUGGAAAAUUGACUCCAACGGAGGGGACCAGUGGAAGGUGGAGAGCCUCCCUGGAGCACAUGGCAUAGACUUUCCUGACUCCAAAGUCAAGAAAUACUUUGUCACGUCCUAUGACAUGUGUCUCAAGUCCCAGCUGAUAGACCUCAAAGCCGAGGGCUACUGGGAGGAGCUACUGGACAAGUUCCGGCCGGACAUCGUGGUUAAGGACUGGUUUGCCGCCAGAGCAGACUGUGGCUGCACCUACCACAUCCGAGUACAGCUGACCUCAGCCGACUACCUCGUCCUGGCCUCCUUCGAGCCCCCGCCCGUGACCAUCCACCAGUGGAAUGAUGCCAAGUGGACAGAGGUUUCCCACACCUUCUCGGAUUACCCUCCAGGUGUCCGCCACAUCCUCUUUCAGCAUGGGGGCAAGGACACCCAGUUCUGGGCAGGCUGGUAUGGGCCCCGCGUCACCAACAGCAGCGUCGUCAUCAGCCACAGGGUGACCAGGAACCCGCCCCCUGCCGUGGCGCAGCCCUAGACCUUGCAGAGGCCAGAGGAGGCACCCCACCUGCCCUCCGCACUCCAUCUCCACAAGCCAUCUGACUGUCCUCUGACAGCCAUCCAUCCGUCCUCUGCCUGGGCCAGUCGAGUGCCAAAGGUCCCCUGCAGGCAAGAGCUGAGCCUGUAGGGGGCAGCCCCCGCUCUGACCUGCGGCAAACCCAGCUUGCGAACUUACUGUCAGGUAGCUCUGACUUUUUUGUUGUAAUAAAUGUUUUCAGCA